GUUGGAUGGACCAGAAGUAGGUCCACACUGUGUUGGCGGCGGUCUGGCGUGGGUUGGGUGUUCUGUUGCUAUAAGGAAACUGAUCAAGGAGUUACUUAACUUGUUGAGGCUGUUCAGGAAGUAUCAGAGUUGGCAGAAUUCGAACCCAGGCCUCUGGCUCCACAGGGCAGCCUCCCAAACCAGGUCAUGCUGUUUUGACUUAAGGUAGCAGAGGUGGGCCUGGAACUCAGCCCCAGGGGCACCUGACAGCCCAGGAGUCAGCAACAUCCGCUGUGGGAAGCCAGACGAUACGUCUGGGAUGGAGGAGACCAAGGACCUGGCGCAGCUGCGGCAGCUCAACCUGGAGCUCCUGAGGCAGCUGUGGGUUGGGCAGGAUGCCGUGCAACGAUCUGUGGCCAAGGCAGCUGCAGAGUCAAGCCAGGGCUCCAGCAGCAGCUACAAGUCAGAGGUGCCAUCAUCGCAAGAGAAAUUCUCAAUGGCCGCGAGAGCCUCCUGCCCACGGGAUGCCAGCCAACGUGACCCCUGCAAUAUGUCUUUUCCUGGCGGGGCCAGCUCGGGGGUGACCUCUCUCCCACCUCCUAAAUGCCAACACCAGGAGUCCUUGAGCCCGCUGAGGCCCUGCUCGGCACCAUCGGAGACCACCUCGGACUCCAGUGGCCCAGAGCGUUCAGCAGAGCUGGAGGCUCCGAUCUCGUGGUCCAUCCCGGAUCAGCAAAGCAAGCUGCCCAAGCUAAGAGUGACCUUCAACGAGGAGUCUCCAGUGCCCGAGAAGAGCUGGCGCCUCAGACCCUACCUGGGCUACGACUGGAUUGCAGGGACUCUGGACAACAGCUCGCUCAUCAGCAGCGAGCCUGAGGACUUCUUCUCGAGGCUGCAGGAGUUCAGAGAAGCCAACAGGAAGGAGUGCAUUCACAGUGACCCCGAUGUGGAGCUCCUGGGCCUGUGGGAGAGCGCCGUUGCCGAGGAAGACCACCAAUGUGUGUACUGUUACCGUGUCAACCGGCGCCUAUUUCUGGUGCCUUGGGACCCCGGCACCCCCUGCCGUCUGUGCAGGACGCCACGGGACCAGCAGGGCCCUGAGACCCUGGCGGAUCCAGCGCAGGUCAGGGUGAGCAUCCCAGUGUCCAUCCUGGACCCCCCGCACCAGUACCGCAUCCACCGGCGGAAGAGCCUUGAUGCCUGCGACUCACUGGCCCUGCCCGGGCACUGUCUGCUGGGCUGGGACAUUCUCCCUCCAAAAUCUGAGAGAAGCUCAGCCCUCAAGAGCCUGGACCUCUGGUCCUGCGUUGCCUCCAAGGCCCAGCACCAGAAGCUGUCGGCGGACCCUCACCACCCGGCCCUGCCACUGCGGGUUCCGCCCCCCACUCUGAUCUGGUCAGAGCCCUAGGUGCCCCAGCCUUGCACCCCCCGGCUGAAGCCCUGAGAACUGGCCGCUUGGAGGAAGACAGUGCCCCUGCCAUCGCUUCUAGCCUCUCCCUUCUGCCGGGGUGCCCAUGCCGGGAGCCCCACCCACCCUCAGCUGGAGGUGGCCUUGGCCCCACCUUCCUAGGUUGGGCAGGUGGGUGUCCUUCCCAGGUUCAGAGGGGUACUGGGUGGGAGGCAAGGGCAUUGUAUGACAUGUUUGGAAAUAAAGCUCAGUGCUGUCUGCAGCUCCAGGU
This is a messenger RNA of Artibeus jamaicensis (Jamaican fruit-eating bat), 1658 nucleotides long. It is a transcript of the gene MIIP, whose product is annotated as migration and invasion inhibitory protein. Bases 299 to 1387 code for a protein of 362 amino acids. The record is from RefSeq and is a predicted model, not a curated record. The transcript is spliced from 10 exons. NCBI's taxonomy places the organism in Eukaryota, Metazoa, Chordata, Mammalia, Chiroptera, Phyllostomidae. Gene Ontology annotation, biological process: negative regulation of cell migration; negative regulation of G2/M transition of mitotic cell cycle.